AUGGAAGAGAUCAGUUUCGAAGGUUUCAUUUAUGAUUGUUCAGAGAACAGUAUACGAAUGAUUUAUUGUUCUGUGAUUGGUGAAGUAUGCAUCGAUGAAACAACAGAAGUAAUUAGCAGAAGCAGGAAGCCAGCUGUUGGAAUGUGGUGUACAUUUAAAGCAUCCUGUCAGGAAGAUGGAAAAUGGUUUACCCGAAUGGUUGUAUUAAUGCCGUGUCCACGAUUGAAAUGCGUUAUGAGAGAGAAUGAAUGUAUUGUUAAAGGAACAGCAAUUGUGUGCAAUAUAAACGGUGAUUCGGGUUAUCUCUGGAAUGACUACAUCGGAUUGAUUGCUAUUGAAGGACAAAUGGUAUAUCAGCUGAAACCAUUAAUCUGUGUUCAAUUUCAGGCAGUACCACUCAAGAAAAAUGGUACACCAGCUUAUUUUAUGGCUAAAGAAGUCAGUAUUGAAUUGGAAAGUAUAUUUCAAUCUGAAAUUCUGCUUUUCACACAGAAAGCUAAGAUAAAAACAGAUGGUCAAGCCUAUGUAUCGGACUGUAUUAUUACUUUAUUGGACAUAGCAUAUUCCGAUCAACUCACUGCUCCUGCAACGAUGUCAAUCCUUUAUUACAAAACGUACAGUGAUAGUGCUUUUGGCGUUGGUAUUUAUGCAACUACCGACAGUAAUAUUGUUGCUGGAAUUAAAGAUGGUUUUUUUACAACUAAACGAUGUUUCGAAACAUGUGCUGAACAAAGAGAAAUUGAACUAUUCGAGGACGCGCUUGAAAAUCUGACUGUGACAUCGAACAAGUUGCCAGCUAUCGAUGAUGAAAUGCCGAUUAUAAAAAUCGAUAUAUCACCAACUGAGGACAUGAUCGAAUUUGCGGAGGACAAGAAAAAUGAUCAUUCUUCAAAAGUGGUUAAUCCGUUAGCUGAUGAUUGCAACUCUUUGACGAAUCAAAGUUCCGAGUCAUGUUUAGUUAAUUUUUGUAUUUCGGACUCUGAUGAUAAGCUUUCCUCCAGUGCAUUUGCUCAAGAGGAAAUGGUUGAUAAAACGAGCUCGUCGGAAGACAGUAUUCCAGCUGAGCUAAAAAAGGAAUUCAUGAAGUUAAACGAGGAAGAUAUAUGGGAUAAUGAAUUCAUUGAGCAUUUACAACAUAAGAUAAAGGAGGUGAAACAUACUCAGAAUAGUACUGAAAACAAUAAGGAAGAAUACGAUGAGUUGAAAGAUUAUGCAGAACAGAGACCUACAUCAGUGCGACGACAUGCACAAAACAUCGAGGCUACAAAGACUACAGCUAAGUGGGUAGAUGAAAUGGAUAAACUCUGCAUUAAAGUGCUUUCAAAUGCUCGCCUUCGUAAUUUUGUAAGCGUGAAUAAAAAUGGAAAUGCUCUUCUUCGUGAUAUAAUGCAUUAUUUAGAAUAUCAAAUGACAAUGGAGGAUGUGAAUGAAAAACUUGGAAUUCCACUUUCUGAAGUAACGUCUGAAUGUUUCAAUAUUGUGCACGAGGAACGAGCGCUCGAAAUAUGUCGAAAACUUAUGAAAAUGAACGGUUUCGAACGAGUUGCUAAUAGCAAAAUUCCAAAAAUACCAAAAGAAAUCGGAUAA
This is a messenger RNA of Acanthocheilonema viteae, 1587 nucleotides long. Lineage: Eukaryota; Metazoa; Nematoda; Chromadorea; Rhabditida; Onchocercidae. The record is from the annotation of a GenBank genome assembly.